Molecule: messenger RNA, 3264 nt
Organism: Pleurotus ostreatus (oyster mushroom)
Lineage: Eukaryota; Fungi; Basidiomycota; Agaricomycetes; Agaricales; Pleurotaceae
Exons: 17
Coding region: 1-3264 (1087 amino acids)
Cellular component (GO): nucleus
Molecular function (GO): chromatin binding; DNA (cytosine-5-)-methyltransferase activity
Source: RefSeq, a predicted model, not a curated record
AUGGCCCCCAAUCAGAAGAGUCACCCAGAACCAGCAUUUUAUUCGUCUGAUGCCGGUAGACCGGAAAUCGACGAGUACGAUCAGGACCUGGUUAUCAGCGGAGAAGAACCACCUGAACCCGGUGCGACUGAUAAACCAGUCCGCUUUCUCACCUACUUCUCGGUCUUCGAUCCAAGACACCAUUCCGAAAUGGUGUCGAUCGCGGAAUUGGAGGAAGUAGACGCGACAAAAGACCGGGAUUUCGUCGCUACUGGAUUCGUUAGCGCCUUCGUGGAGGGGGAUGAUGAAGAUGAAGGAGAGGACGAAGAGAAGGAGGCGGGAAUGCCAUUCGUGAGGCUGGGGUCCCUCUUCAGGUAUUAUCUUGAUGCCGAAAACGACGCUGUUUGGCUAGAGACGGCGCAGGCAUGGUAUAUUCUCCAGGAACCUUCACCUGGAUAUGGCCCUUUUUUUCAGCAUUUCCGCCACUAUACGGCCGCUCAGCCAGCAGGAUCGUCUCCACCCCCCUCUCGUUCCGCGAAAGCUCGAGCUCUCAAUAUUGAUUCUUUCGUACUGCUAUCAGAGAAUCAAACCCCCACUCAUGUUACCCCUCUCAUCGCACAACUAGCCGGAACUAGUUUUGGUGACGGCCUUGUCGUAAUCGGUCCUCGGCUCCCGCCCCCGUCAAAGGAAGAAGAAGACUGGCGCCAAAGGAAGGAAUUGGCUAAGGUCAGGUCUCUGAUAAGAAAGGCACAUCAGAUUGAUGAGCGACGGCGUAAGAAAAGCAUGUACCGGAUGGACAAGGACAAUAGCUGGUUGAGUGCUAUUGAUCUUGACGGUGAUUCAUUCAAGGUUGGCGAUAUUGUUCUUGUAGUACCAGGUGAAGGAAAAGAGGUGAAAACACUUCCAUUACCACUGGAUGUCCAGGAUGUACCACUCGACGCAACUAUUGCAACCUAUUUCUGGUUUGCACGAAUCAUCUCCCUUAGUGCCGAAGAUGACCUUGCACAUCUUCGGUGGUUUGAACAUGGUUCCUAUACAGUCAUGGAGGAAUUUGCAAACCCCCAGCAAUUGUACCUCAAUGAUUUGUGCAGCUCAGUUGACAUUAACUGUCUGAUUGAGACUGUCAAUGUUCACUACCAGCCUUCCAGCCGAAUACCACCACAGGAUUAUUUCUAUAGUUCAAAAUACCAACAUGAGACAGCAACAGUUAUUGCUGUUGAUAACUUGGCUGAAGACACUGCAGCUGCACAACUACCACCUGAAAACUGUUUUGUGUGCAUGAUGGCAAGAGAGAAGGAAGAUGGGAAGGAGAUUCGACGCCUUGAAACACCACCUGGUGUUGCAUACUUGGGGCAUACAUAUCAUGAAGGUGACUUCGUUGAAGUUCUUUCAGAAGGUCCAUCUGGCCUCUGUGAUAUUGGGCAAGUUGUCAGCUUUUUCGAGAAAAGCAAUCAAGUUUUUGCAUGUAUACGCUGCUUUGGGCGUAUUUCCAGCCUUGUUCACAUUCAAGAUUUUCCACCGAACUAUGUCAAGGAUGAGAAGGAACUUUUUGCCAGUGAUGAGAAAAAGGAUGUCUCUGUAACAUCCUUCAUUCAGCCAUGUAUUGUCCUUCCGCCACAUGAAGGGUUUGCCAUACUCAAGUGGCACGACUUCAUCAGCAAUUCCCCUCAUCGCUUUUAUGUCCGCUACUGCUUCUCAUCCCUUCAUCCUGCGUCAUGGACAGAGGGCCAGAUAGAUAACUGGUGGGAACGUCGGCUUGAGGGAGGAGCUGUGCGAAGUGACUUGUACUCCAAUUUUGUGGAUGCACAACUUCAAACUCAAUUACGAACCUUGGAUCUUUUUGGAGGAUGUGGUGCAUUCAGUGCUGGCAUGACCCAGGGGGCCGCCUUCAUUGAAGUGACACAUGCAGUAGAGAUUUCUCCAAGUGCAGCCCAAACAUUCAUGGGACAUUCCUCUGAAGUGAAGAUGUACAACAAUUGCGCCAAUCUCAUCUUACACUACUUCAUCAAAGACAGUGAGGGGCAUGGGUUGGAGACACCAACCCAGCUUUUUGAUGGCAAAACACCAGUUCCUGCUCCUCUCAAGCCCGAAGAUAUUGACAUGAUGACCAUUGGGUUUCCCUGUCAGUCACAUUCUGGGCUUAACAAGUUCAAGAAAGUGAAUGACCCCCGAAGUAAUUUGAUUUUGACUGCAUUGUCUUAUAUUGACUUUCUGCGGCCAAAAUACUGUUACUUUGAAAAUGUUCGGGGGUUUCUCCAGUUCAACAUCAAAGCAGAGCAGGCAGGCAAGCACGCUGUAGCAGGUGGCAUUGACAUGGGUGGGCUCAAGUUUUUGCUUAGAGCAUUGGAUGAACUUGGAUACCAAUAUCAUUUUGCUUUACUUCAAGCAGCUCAUUAUGGAACACCACAGCAACGAGUCCGCUUCUUCAUCAUUGCUGCUCAAAUGGGUAAUCCUUUACCAGGCUUUCCUCAACCUUCUCAUUAUUUCCCUUCCAACGACUCUCUCACCAUCAAUUGUCCAAUUGGAAUCAAGAUAUCUCCAAUUAUACAAACUGUAGGCUCAUAUGUACAUCCAUUCGUCACUGUUGGUGAUGCAAUCUCUGAUCUACCACGCUUUGACUGGAAACACCCUGAUCCUGACAAGAUUACUGCUGAAGAUCAUGAACGAAGGCGGUUAGGUAUUCCUGCCUUACCAUGCUGGAAAACAGAGCCAUGGUGUGGACCAACUGGACAUGAAGCUGCCUACUUUCAUCCUGCAAGGACCACAUUCCAAGUUCAGUGUCGCCUCAAUGAACCGUCAAACCUUCAGCAGUAUACAAAGGUAUUCAUUCCAGCUACUGUUGCACGAGUGAUAAGUAUACCAUUAUGGGCCAAAGCUGAUUACCGAGAUUUGCCUGUGGAUAUGCAUGAAUGGCAAACCUCAAAUCCAGUAUCAGCCAUUGCAAAGAGUGGCUAUAAAGCAGGCUUAUAUGGCCGUUUAGAUCAAGACAGAUGGUUUUCCACAACCAUAACAAACAUCAAUCCCACAGCAAAACAAAGCAAAGUGCUAAAUCCCUAUUGUAAGCGGAUGGUCACUGUCCGGGAGCUCGCAAGAUCCCAAGGAUUUCCUGAUGACUUUGAAUUCCAGGCCAUUGGCAAUAACAUCAUCACUAUGCACCGACAAAUUGGCAAUGCUGUUCCGUGGCCACUAUCAAGAGCAUUAGGGCAGGAGUUGGGCAAGGCACUGUAUAACAAAUGGCUUGCGGAUAGACGAAAUGCCAUCAUAGUAUCCCUUGACUCUCCCUAG